Molecule: messenger RNA, 1114 nt
Organism: Cydia splendana
Lineage: Eukaryota; Metazoa; Arthropoda; Insecta; Lepidoptera; Tortricidae
Exons: 2
Coding region: 78-950 (290 amino acids)
Source: RefSeq, a predicted model, not a curated record
GAGGGUCCGGUCACUGCUCACCGCACAUCGCAUGCUGCACCCACGCUCGUCAGUUAUGAGAUUGUACAUCCCACGGAAUGGCAGUAGACAGGAACCUCACGCCGCUCUCCUUGGCAAACGAGAACUGGCGCAAACCUGUGGUACUAAGUACUGCGGAUCGCAAGGCGGCAUGGGAGAGUAAGGUGCUACACGGGCGGUACUACAAGGCCCUCACGGGACCCGAUGUGGACCUGCUCGCGUCGGUGAACUGGUUACGAUUCGGGGACCUCUUCGGAGAAACCGAGGGUUUUGCCUGUGCAAUUGCGGACGAAGUGAUGAUGACGAACAACUAUCGGAAAUAUAUCCUGAAGGACGGUACGGUCGACAUUUGUCGGGCAUGCCGCCGUCCCGGAGAGUCACUCAGGCAUAUCAUUUCCGGUUGUUCUCAUCUUGCUAACGGCGAGUACUUGCACAGACAUAAUCUCGUAGCCAGGAUUAUUCACCAGCAACUUGCUCUUCUAUAUGGCCUUGUGGACCGCGAAGUACCGUACUACAAGUACUUACCUGCGCCUGUUCUCGAGAAUGGUCGUGCCACGCUCUAUUGGGAUCGAUCUAUCAUCACUGACAGGACUAUUGUAGCCAAUAAGCCUGACAUAGUGAUAAUAGAUCGAUCGCAACGUCGGGCUGUGCUCGUUGACAUCACCAUCCCCCAUGAUGAGAAUCUCGUGAAGGCCGAGAAGGACAAGUCCAGUAAGUACCUAGACUUGGCUCACGAGAUAACCGCCAUGUGGGAUGUUGAUUUGACGAUCAUUGUCCCGAUAGUCGUUUCAGUGAACGGUCUAAUAGCGAAGAGUCUCGACCAACAUCUUGAGAGACUCUCGCUAGGUGGUUGGAUCAAGGGUCAGAUGCAGAAGGCGGUGAUCUUGGACACGGCGCGGAUAGUCCGCCGGUUCCUCUCUCUGCGGCCCUGACCACCGGUAGCUUGGGCCUUGCCCCGCUGCUGGCGGCACCCUAGGUUAGGUUUUUUAUAAUGUGUUUAUAUGUAUUUUUUAUCGUUUUGUAAGUGUUUUUAUAUUUUACUUUUAUAUUCAUAUUAUAAAUAACCUAACUUGAGAUGAAAAAUAAAUAAAGAGAA